AUGGCACGAUCGAUACCCAUCUCUCUCCCUCCCCCCUAUAUUUAUAUCCCUAUCCCCCCCCUCCCCCUCAUACCCACAUGUCCACAAAACCCACGUACGUACACAUUGCAUAGAAUUAUAAAUCCACUCCUAGCCAAAGAAGAAAAAAGAUCCCACACCUUCCAUCCUUCUACCUCGGAGCAACUAUUCCCCCAUCUAUUCCUCGUUCCCCUCCCUCGAAUCAAGUUAAGCCCAAACACAUAAAAAAAAAUCAAGCU
Molecule: messenger RNA, 257 nt
Organism: Periconia digitata
Lineage: Eukaryota; Fungi; Ascomycota; Dothideomycetes; Pleosporales; Periconiaceae
Source: the annotation of a GenBank genome assembly